UUUGUUUUGUAUUGCUUGCUUGUUCGUAUGUUCGUUUGUUUCGAAUGCUUCGUCGUGCACACUGCUACUACGGCGACGGCGGUGGCUGCUGCUGUUAUUGUAUGUUGUUGUUUUUGCUGUUUUUCGCUGCUGCCGUUGCAUCGUCAUCACUUGAGUAUUCCUACUUUGAAAUUGUUGCUGUUGUUGUUGCUAUUUGAUUGUCUGGCCUGCUUGUUUGCCUGCCUGGUUGAUGACGACGGCGACGCUUUCGUGGACGUCGACGUCAAUUGGUUACGGCGCUGGCGGUGGUGGUGGUGUGUAUUUCAUGCACGAACACGUUUGUGUGUGCGUUUUGUGUAUAUUGGGGGCUUCAACUUCAGUUCGUAGAAAUAAUUUUCGUUACGACGAUCACACUCGUUUAUGUAUUGUGAAGACGUGAAGACGUAGCGAAGGCCGCGACGCUUGAAUUUUCGCGUACAAAAAUACAUACAUUCAUACAUAGUAAAUUUGAAAGAAAAUCAUUUCAUAUGUAGUAUGUAUUUGCAAAGAGUGUUGAUAAAAAAUAUAAUAAAUACUGUUAAUAAAAAUAAAUAUGGAAAUAUAUAUUAAUAAAUAAAAACAGAGCCGCAGAAAUUGCAGCAUGGAGAGAAGUGUGAGCAUAAAUACAUAUGUACAUAUGUAUAAACGUGUAAAUGUGGUAAUGUGAAAUUUCUAUUGAGAAGGCCCCUAUACGUGAGCAAGAAACAAAACGAAAUACUAGUGAGAAAAAAAUUGUGGAAGUAUAAUAAUACUGGGUAAAUUAAUACCGUAAAAGGUAAUUUGAGAAAAAAAUCAUAUAAAACAAUCGAAACGUUGAUAAAAAAUUACUAUACGUCACGCCACAUAUGUAAAUAAGCCGUUGCAGCCGCUGUGUGGAUGGACGUCCCGUCCAACCGAAUUUGACGUCGCGCCGCUGCCGCCAACGUUUGGCAGCUGUCAUAGCACUGUGUGUGUUUGCAUGUGCGUAGUGCGGAUGCGACAACAUUGUAGUGCUAAUAAUCAGAGGCAUAAGCAAAAAGAAAAGAAAGUAUUGUACAAUUACAAAAACAAUAAGUAAAAAAAGUAAAGCAACAGAACCAACAUACAAUAACAAAAAGAAAUUAGCGGAGAAAGUUUGUUAAAUCCACAAAUGAAAAACGCGAGAGGAAUACGAAAUAAAGUUAACGCUCAAAAUAUAUGUAUACGUUUCGCAUAUAUGCAUAUGUCUACAAUAAUAAUUGAUUUGUGAAUACCCUUAAGCAAGUGCAAUUCCCUCUAAGCGGCAAAAAGAAAAAAAAUACGAAAAAUUCAAGCACAGAAAUAAAUAAAGAGAAGAUCUAUUAGCAGUGCUAAUUUGAAUGAUUUCCAAAAAUAAAUUUAAAAAAAAAAAUUAAUUUGAUUUUUACGCACAACUUCCAUAAACCCUGCGUAUUUAACAGCUUCUGUGCUUGUCAAACCCGGCAAUACUGUUAGUGUCAAACACCGAAAAAAUAAUAAUUUGACAGUUGAAAAAUAAUAAAGAGAAGAACGUGUACAUAAUUUCGUAAUAGUAAAUAUUAAAUACUCAUCAAUAAAAUUAACUACAACAAAUAUUGGUGAAAGCAACAAAACACAACACAAUGUCUGCGGAUAUACAAAUAGUCAGUGUGAUUGGCGCCAAUGGCCAACCGCUGCCUAUACAUGGCAACAGCAUCGGUUCGAAUUGGAGCGCACCAGUAAAGCAGGAACGUGCCGAUGAGGCUGAGAUACAAAUGCUAGCCGAAAAGAUGAUGGAAACACAAAAAGCCGCUUUGGCAAAACAACAGCAACAGGCUGCACAGCUUGCCACCCGCCAGCAACAACAAGUGGGUGGUAUGCAAGCUAUGAAUAACAAUCAGAACAACGGACAAGCGAAUAUAUUGAAUUAUUUGACGCGACAACAAAAACUACCAAACGGCACAAAUGCGGGCGCCGCCACCAAUGGUGGUGGUAGUGGUGCUAGUGGUCGUAAUGGUACGCAACAAAACGGCAAUGCGAGCAGUAGUAGUAGCGGUGCCACUGAUGCCAGCAGUGAUAAGAAACCUCCUUGCGAUGAAGAGUCACAGAAGGGACAUUUCGGUUGGACAACAUUUGGCAAAACAUACAUUCCGUAUAUUUUCCGGCAACAAGAGAAAUAUUGUUCGGUACGCAUGAUUGAAAUGAAGUUAUUGGGGAAAUACCUCAACUGCUUGCAUCCGGAUAUAUACUCGAGUUGUACAUGUGUGCGUAGCUAUUAUAUAACGGAGGCAGAAUCGAGACUUUUAAUCGAAAUCAAUAUCAAACACUGUGAUGGUGAAUUUGGACGCGAUAUGUUCACCCAAAAAGAUUUGGUUGUGCGUCUAUCGGACGCAACCAAAUUCUACCAGUUCCUAGACAUCUGCUAUCGCAAGCUCAUUUCGGGUAGCAAGUCGCCCUCGGAGAAAUGCGGUUUCAUACGCAUCAAUAAAGAGUCCGUUGUGCCAUAUACGGUGCGCAACAAUGAGCAGGUAGUGCCAUUAUUCUACUUCGAAGGUGAAACGGAGAAUCUCAAACAGAAAGCCGAUUACCUUUCCGGCUGGGAUUUGGCAUAUUUGAAAUUUUGCUGUAAAGUGCAGGGUAUUCGCAAUGAAUUGUUCUCCAGCGAAAAUGUUGCCGUCAUCUCAUUGACGGAUAUCAAAAGCUAUUUUCCCAACGGCACGGAGUUCGAAGAUUAUUGGCCCAGCAAAGUGGUUGACUCAAAUCUCUUAAUUGGCAAUCGCAGCAAUGCAAAUAAUUCUGUCAACUGGACACGGCAGCCAACACAACCACCGCCAAAAGUGAUGUCUCAAUCAAGUUUAAUGCAAAAACAAACCGCAGCUGCAGCUGUUGCCGCACAGCAACAACAAAUGUUAAAACGUGGCGCCAAUGCGUACGCGCAACAAACAUCAGCAGCAGCAGCGGCGGCGGCUGCAGCAGCAGCUAUGCAACAGCAACAACAACAGGCCGGGCAACGGAUGCAUCCGUCAAAUUCCACAUUGGCAACAGUGCAGGCUUUAACGAAUAGCUGGAUUCAACAACAGCCGCUAAUACACGCUCAAAUGAUGGCUUCACAGGCACAACAGUCACAUCCCAAUUCACGCGCCGCACAAUAUCAACGCAGCCCAAUGGAGAAUAUCCUGCUUGGCAAUCGACCGGCCUAUGCUGCUUAUAAUAAUCAAGCGAUUUCCAUGCAACCGGUGAAUAGUCAUAAUCAAGCGAAUGCACCGCCACCAUUGGUGCGUUCAGGCGCUGGACAAAGCGCCAACCAUAUGUCAAAUGUCGAGCAAACUAUGCUGCAACAACAAACACAACAGCAACAACGACACACCACUGCCUCCUCCUCCUCCUCAACCCCCAAUUCUCCGCAUGCUCCGCCUGUCACACAUAUGCCCAGUCCAAACCAUCCCCUCUCCCACAUACACGCCGCCACAGCGGCCGCGUCCCCCAAUUCUGCCAAUCUAUAUAAUUUCAAUUUACCCUCCACUGCCGCCGAUUUGGCGUUUUGGAAUCAGUUGACGCCUACACAGCGUCUGCUGCUUACACAGCAAAUCAAAAGUACUGCCAAUGUGGCGGCAUCCACAGCUGCUGGUCCCGUUGAGCGGUCCAUUAGUAGCAGCAGUAGCGGUAUUAAUAUAACAAAACCCCCCUUUCCAAUAUUUCCUUCGUUACCGUUGGAUACAGAUCUAAAAACUAUGUUGGAUUAUAAUCCGCAUAAGCAUAGCGGCAAGAGUAGUACGUCGAAUGGUCAGUUUACGAAACCGACAGUGCCGCCGUUAAUACCAGUGGCGGGUGCUGCGGGCGCUGCAGAUAUGCCGAGUGGCAAGCGUAGUGCAAGCAAUUCAAUGCGGCAUGCGACCUCAUCUUCUUCUUCUUCAGGCGCAACUACUGUGCCGCUGAAUUCAACAGCGUCUCUGGAGGAUUUUGAAAAGAAGUUCAAAAUGACUGAUGAGAUGAAAGCGGUGGUUCAGAAAGUGCUCUCCAAUCCCGACUUGUCCACAUUCAUACAGACGAAUUCGUCGCAAAAUUUUGUGCCUUUUAUGUCGCCCCCCAUUUCGCCAGCGCCGUCGCUAUCCAUUGUGCCCAAUCCGAAUGUAACCAUAACGCCACACAUACCUGCCGCGCAAUUUGUACAUUCACCGCAUUCGUCUUCGGCAACGGGUAGUAGUAGUGGGCGUCAGAAGAGCGUUAUUUGUUCUACGAGCGCGGCGGCAUUGAAUGUGCCGCCUUCACCUUCUACGUCCAAUUCCACUUCAACGCCUUCACCAUCACCCACGCGUUCGCACGGGGCGGCGUCUGGUGGGCCGGGCAAAGGUGGCAGUCACUAUGCCGGUCAACACUAUAAUAGCCACCAUCACCACCACUCCUCGUCCUCCUCCUCCCACCAUCACCACAACCACCACAACCACCACAAUCAAAACCACCAUCAGAAUACGCCACCAAUGGAAGUAAUCGAUUUAUCUUCCCCCCGAAGGUCGGUACAAGCGGCAUCCGCAUUCCUACAACAGCAACAAGAGGCUCAUCAAGCAGCGGUCGCUGCAGUGCAGCAACAACAACGCCUGGCUGCCGCUGCCCAACACCAUGCACAACAAAAUGGCCGCUCGUCUGGCAGUUCAUCGGCAAAUUCGAAUUCCGCAAGCAUGCACUUGCAACGACAUGCCGCGAUGGCAGCAGCAGCGGCGAAUAGCGCGCAACGUCUUUCGAUCAUACCGGAAUUGCAGCAGUACGAACGCGCAGCGAGCAACAUGGGCAACCAACCGUACAAGGUGCAAAAGGUCUACGUGGACAAUCGUCUAGUGCCGUGCAUCAAUAUGAAGGCAUUCAAUGACUCCGAUCAGUUAAUGACGCUGACCGACUUCCAAAAGAACUUCUUCCCACAUGAAUCGCUUGAGAACUGCAAGGUGCUCUUCGAGACCUUGGGCGUGGAGCUGUACAAGGGCAAUCGACGUCAACUUCAGGUGCUAAUGGAGAACGAUCGUACGCAUAAUGAGAAUAUACCGUUAGUGCAAGUUCGUGACGUCAUGAAGUACAUGAAGCAGUUAUUGUUUAUGACUCGAAACCAAGAUCAGCCGCAUUCAAAGCGUUCACGCAUAAGCUAGGAAAUGGGUUGGGGAGCACAGCAUAUA
This is a messenger RNA of Ceratitis capitata (Mediterranean fruit fly), 5135 nucleotides long. RefSeq lists its product as uncharacterized. The transcript has 5 exons. Lineage: Eukaryota; Metazoa; Arthropoda; Insecta; Diptera; Tephritidae. The record is from RefSeq and is a predicted model, not a curated record. The coding region runs from base 1617 to 5108 and encodes 1163 amino acids.